This is a messenger RNA of Coffea eugenioides, 1317 nucleotides long. RefSeq lists its product as uncharacterized. The record is from RefSeq and is a predicted model, not a curated record. NCBI's taxonomy places the organism in Eukaryota, Viridiplantae, Streptophyta, Magnoliopsida, Gentianales, Rubiaceae. The transcript is spliced from 4 exons. Bases 1 to 1317 code for a protein of 438 amino acids.
AUGGAUGCAUCUGAUAUUGUAAUAAGUGCAGAAAAUUUGUGUAAUUUAUUUGCUGAAGUUGUUGAGAUGGUUGGUUCAAAUAAUGUGGUGCAUUUAGUUACUGAUAAUGCUAGCAAUUAUAAAGUUGUUAGGUCUUUGUUAAGUAAAAGAUAUCCAAACAUUUGGUGGUCACCGUGUGCUACACACUGCAUCAAUUUGAUUUUGAAAGACAUUAGUGAAAUGAAUAAUGUAAAAGCUCUAGUGUCUCUUGCUUCAACAGUGACCAUUUUUAUCUACAAUCAUAAGUUCACUUUGAAUUGGUUAAGAAAGACUGCUGGGUGGAAAAAAAUUAUUCGUCCAGUUGAAACUCGAUUUGCAACUACCUUUAUUGCAUUAAAAGGUUUGCAUGAUCAUAAGGAUAGUUUGCAAUCUUUGGUUACUAGUGGGGAUUACAAAAAAUUUCUGAGAAUAGAAAAAGGAAAAGAUGUGAAGCAAAUUAUUUUGGAUGAAAGGUUUUGGAAUAACUGUUUGAUUAUGGUGAGAAUAAUGGGCCCUAUCAUUCGUUUAUUGCGUAUUUGUGACACUGAUGAAAGGCCUUCAUUGGGUUAUGUUUAUGAAGGCAUGUUUAGAGCAAUAAAUGGCAUGAAAAGGUUGUUUAGAAAUAAAGAAAGGUUGUACAAGCCUUAUAUUGACAUCAUCAAUGAUAGGUGGGAUAGAAUGUUGAGAAAAAGGCUACAUGCUACUGCUUAUUAUUUGAAUCCUGCUUUUCAAUAUGAGAGUGCCACAUUUUGUACACAUCCAGAGGUUAUAAAUGGCUUGCUUGAUUACAUUGAAACAAAAAUGGAUUGGUGUAACCCUAAAAAAUUAUUGCAAGAGGUUGGAAUGUAUCGAGAAACGCAAGGGAGUUUUGGGCGCAAACUUGCUAUUCUUACUAGCAAAUUUGAUCAGCCAGCUUCUUCUUCUGGGUGUGAAUGUAAUUGGAGCGUUUUUGAACGCAUUCACACUAAAAAAAGGAAUAGGUUGGAGCACCAAAGACUUAACGACCUUGUUUAUGUGCACUACAAUUUGCGUUUGCAACAUAGCUUUGAUCAUCGUAAGAGAUCUUAUGAUCCCAUUGAUUAUGAAUCUAUUGAUAAAACGGAAUUUUGGGUCAUAGAAGAAGAACAAGAUAGUGAGCUUAAUUGUGAUGAAUUGGAGGAAAAACUCGAAGAACUUCGUAAGGAUGAUUCUCAACUAGUUGAAGAUCAUGAAAGUGAAGUUGGGGAAGAUAAUGAUAUUGAUUUGGAAGCAUUUCAGCGUAGAUGCCUUUUGGAUGGUGAUGAAGAUAAUGAUUGGUAA